AGGUACCGGCUACAUCAACGCUUCUUUUACCAAACGAUCGUUUGUUGAAUACGCUAAUCAUGGUUGUCAAGAAAGUUGGAAUCUUAGGUGCUACAGGUACUGUCGGUCAAAGAUUCAUCACUCUUUUGGAUGAACAUCCAGAGUUUGAAAUUGCCGUUCUUGGUGCCUCUGCUCGCUCCAGUGGCAAGAAGUAUGAGGAUGCUGCUCGUUGGAAGCAAUCAAAGGCUAUGCCUGAGAAGGUUGCUAAGAUGAUUGUCAGCGAGUGUGAUCCCAAGCUUUUCAGCGAGUGUUCUAUCGUUUUCAGUGGCUUGGAUGCUGAAUUUGCUGGUGAGAUUGAGAAAAACUUCCGUGCCGCCAACAUUCCCGUUCUCUCCAACGCUAAGAACUACCGUCGUGACCCCGUUGUUCCUUUGAUUGUUCCCACAGUCAACACCGAGCACUUCGACGUUGUCAAGAAGCAACAGGAGCAACUCGGCCUGCAACGUGGAUUCAUUGUUACCAACUCUAACUGUUCCACUGCCGGUGUCGUUGUUCCCCUCAAGGCUAUGCAAGAUGCUUUUGGCCCCAUUGAGAAGGUCACCGUUACUACCAUGCAAGCCAUUUCUGGUGCUGGAUACCCCGGUGUUUCCAGUCUCGAUAUCCUCGACAAUGUCGUUCCUUUCAUUGGUGGCGAGGAGGAAAAGAUCGAGUGGGAGGUCCGUAAGAUUUUGGGCUCUACUAACGAAGAUCUCUCCGGUUUCAAGUUGACUGAUACCGUCGUUUCUGCUCAAUGCAACCGUGUUCCCGUCUUGGAUGGUCACACUUCUUGCGUAGCUGUGAAGUUCGCCGGUAAGGCUCCUUCCGUCGAGGAAAUCAAAAAGGCCUUGGUCAACUACCGUUGUGAGGCCAACAAGCUUGGCUGCUUCAGUGCUCCCAAGCAGCCCAUUCACGUUUUCGAUGAAAAGAACCCUGACCGUCCUCAACCUCGUUUGGACCGUGAGGCCGAGCGUGGUUACGCUGUUUCUGUUGGACGUAUUCGCCCGGACUCCAUCUUUGAUAUCAAGUUUGUUUCUCUCGUUCACAACACCGUUUUGGGCGCUGCUGGCGCUGGUAUCUUGAACGCCGAGGUUGCUGUUAAGAAGGGUCUCAUCUAAUGCAUCCCGGUAAAUCCUUCUUGUCACGAUACCUCAUUAGCGGAUGAAGUGACAGUCUCUUUUUAAAAUAUAUAUUUUUUGGGAGUUUCUAGAGAAUAAAUUAAUAAUUGAAAGCUGUCCUAGGCUUGUGCACAUUGCAACCAGUAUGGGAAGUCUUGUUGGGCGGUAUGAAUAGGGAUAGUAUUGGCGCUAUUUAGUAUUAUUAUCUGCUUAUGGGAGAACGUAUUGAGUUAAUAGUGCAUUUAUGGAUUAACCUG
Molecule: messenger RNA, 1390 nt
Organism: Schizosaccharomyces japonicus yFS275
Lineage: Eukaryota; Fungi; Ascomycota; Schizosaccharomycetes; Schizosaccharomycetales; Schizosaccharomycetaceae
Product: aspartate semialdehyde dehydrogenase
Exons: 2
Coding region: 60-1133 (357 amino acids)
Biological process (GO): L-threonine biosynthetic process; amino acid metabolic process; amino acid biosynthetic process
Molecular function (GO): protein dimerization activity; aspartate-semialdehyde dehydrogenase (NADP+) activity; NADP binding
Source: RefSeq, a predicted model, not a curated record